AUGAAGUUCGAAAAUACAUUAUUGACUAUAACCGCAUUGUCUACCGUGGCUACUGCUUUGGUUAUCCCUGAAGUUAAUAGGGAAAACAAGCAUGGUGACAAGAGCGUUGCCAUCAAAGAUCAUGCUUCUUCUGAUUUGGAUAAGCCUCAACAUCAUGCUAAUGGCAAGGCUCGUUCUAAGUCUCGUGGUCGCUGCGCAGACUCCAAGAAAUUCGACAAGCUACGUCCAGUCGACGAUGCUUCAGCUAUUUUAGCUCCACUUUCUACAGUUAAUGAUAUUGCCAACAAGAUUCCUAAUCGUUACAUCAUUGUCUUUAAGAAAGAUGCCUCUGCAGAUGAAGUGAAGUUCCAUCAAGAACUAGUCUCUGUCGAACAUGCCAAGGCACUAGGUUCCUUAGCUGACAAUGACCCAUUCUUCACAGCAACUUCCGGUGAACAUAGUGAAUUUGGUGUCAAAGCACACUCUUUGGAAGGUGGUAUUCAAGACUCUUUUGAUAUUGCCGGUUCCCUUUCUGGUUAUGUUGGCUACUUCACAAAAGAAGUUAUCGAUUUCAUCAGAAGAAGCCCAUUGGUUGAAUUUGUUGAAGAAGAUUCUAUGGUUUUCUCUAAUAGUUUCAAUACCCAAAACAGUGCUCCUUGGGGUCUAGCUCGUAUUUCUCAUCGUGAAAAGUUGAAUUUAGGAUCUUUCAACAAGUACUUGUAUGAUGAUGACGCUGGUAAAGGUGUUACUGCUUACGUUGUUGACACUGGUGUCAAUGUUAACCAUAAGGACUUUGAUGGCAGAGCUGUUUGGGGUAAGACUAUUCCAAAAGAUGAUCCAGAUGUAGAUGGAAAUGGUCACGGUACCCACUGUGCUGGUACCAUCGGUUCGGUUCAUUAUGGUGUUGCUAAGAAUGCUGAUAUAGUUGCCGUUAAGGUUUUGAGAUCUAAUGGUUCUGGUACCAUGUCUGAUGUUGUUAAAGGUGUCGAAUAUGUUGCCGAAGCACACAAGAAAGCUGUUGAAGAACAAAAGAAAGGGUUCAAGGGUUCAACUGCUAACAUGUCUUUGGGUGGUGGUAAAUCUCCAGCCUUGGAUUUGGCCGUCAACGCCGCUGUUAAGGCAGGUGUUCAUUUUGCUGUUGCUGCCGGUAAUGAGAACCAAGAUGCUUGUAACACUUCGCCUGCCGCGGCUGAGAAUGCUAUCACGGUUGGUGCCUCCACAUUAAGUGAUGAAAGAGCUUACUUUUCCAAUUGGGGUAAAUGUGUCGACAUCUUUGGUCCGGGUUUGAAUAUCUUAUCUACCUACAUUGGUUCUGAUACUGCUACUGCUACCUUGUCUGGUACUUCUAUGGCCACUCCUCAUGUUGUCGGUUUGCUAACAUAUUUCUUGUCCUUGCAACCAGAUGCUGAUAGUGAAUAUUUCCAUGCCGCUGGCGGUAUUACUCCUUCCCAACUCAAGAAGAAGUUAAUUGAUUUCUCUACUAAGAACGUAUUGUCCGAUCUACCUGAAGAUACCGUGAACUACUUGAUUUACAACGGUGGUGGUCAAGAUUUGGAUGACCUAUGGGGUAAGGAUUACUCUAUUGGAAAAGAACCAUCUGCCAACCCUGAAUUCAGCUUGGAAAGCUUGAUUAACUCUUUGGAUUCAAAGACUGAUGCUAUCUUUGACGACGUUAGACAGUUGUUGGACCAAUUUAAUAUCAUCUAA
This is a messenger RNA of Kluyveromyces lactis, 1686 nucleotides long. Its product is annotated as proteinase B. The transcript has a single exon. The record is from RefSeq and is a predicted model, not a curated record. Gene Ontology annotation, biological process: proteolysis. Bases 1 to 1686 code for a protein of 561 amino acids. NCBI's taxonomy places the organism in Eukaryota, Fungi, Ascomycota, Saccharomycetes, Saccharomycetales, Saccharomycetaceae. Gene Ontology annotation, molecular function: serine-type endopeptidase activity.